UCUCGUUUUCUUCGGUGGUAUCGCCAACCCUCGGUAGCGUGUAAAUUGAUGUCCGAUUACCAUGGGUGUCAGGGUGUCAGAAAAGUUAUGAUAUGCAUCCAAAGGUUGCUUCGCGUUCAUAUUUACAAUGUGAAAUAACACGACGCUGAACCGUAUCCAAAUUUGGAGGACCUUCCAGAGCUCCAAGAUGACGAGAGCUGUGCUUCUGUUAUGGAUUUUGGUUCAAAUGUUAGAGUUUAUCGGCAGCUAUGCUUGUCCAUUGCGAUGUUUCUGUAGACGCAUUGGUGCCCAAUCGGAAUGGUUAAAAGUCAAAUGCGAAAGUGGUCUUCACGAGAUUAAAGAAAUUGAUAUUAGUGGAGUCAGCGUGGAACUAGUUCAACUGGAUUUAAGUAAAAAUGAAAUCUAUCUCAUAGAAUCUGAAGUGUUGAAAAACUUAACCAAUCUGAGGCGCCUAAAUUUAUCGGUCAAUAAAAUCAGUUCUAUAGAUGAAGGAUCUUUUCAAGGGCUCCAAAAUCUUGAAAGAUUAGAUUUGAGUAGAAAUCAAAUUACCACUAUUGAUGCCCAUGCAUUCAGGCAGCUGACAAAACUCAAAAGACUUGAUUUAUCAGGGAAUAAAUUAAGCGCCAUGGAGACAACCUUAUUUCAUGAUUUGCUGGUUUUAGAUCGCCUCAAACUCAAUCAAAAUGUCCUGACUACUUUAAAAGAUGGUACAUUUUAUGGGCUCAAUUCUUUGAAGCAGUUAGAUCUAUCUGGAAACCCAUGGGCAUGCGAUUGCAACUUAUACUGGUUUAGUAAUUGGAUCAGAAAUUCAUCUGUUAAAUUAAGCCCAGCACCCAAAUGCUCCUCGCCAGAAAAUCUCAAAGGGCAGCCCAUGAAGAAGCUGCGACUUUCAGAGGAGAUUCAGUGUCAGUUGGCCACACCAACAAUCGAGAUGAUGCCAGAUCAAAAUCAAGUUGUUUUUGCUGGAGAUUCCAUACAGAUGAAGUGUCGAGCUCCUGGCAUUACGGAGGAUAAAACUGCAAAAUUGAAUUGGCUAUGGAAUCCGAUUACCGCAGACACUCGUGACAUUGAAAACUACACAAAUCCUGAAACAAGUUUACCCAAUAUCAAAGUUGAAAACAGAAAUCUUACGGACAGUGGUAUUGUCGAUAGCUUACUUACUAUCCUCCCAUUCAAAGAUGAGCACAAUGGGCAAUGGCAUUGUCAGCUAGUUUCAGUGCAUGGCAAUCGGUCAAAAACGAUCACUAUAAUUGUUAUUUCCGAGGACACUCGUUAUUGUCCAUUAGCAGUAACGAGGAACAACAAAGGUGUGUACUCUUGGCCCAGAACUAUUAUUGGUUGGAGGGUAGAGCUACCGUGUGAAGGUAAUGGACUAUCUGGCCCAAUGCAGUUGUCUCUACAAGCGUCGUAUCAAUGCAAUCAAACCGGGCAGUGGGAAACGUUGAACACAGAAUCCUGCCCAUAUGUAUCUCAUACAACAAAAGUUUUGGAACAAUUUUCAAAAGUUAAUUUAUCACUGACUAAAGGCAGUCUCUUAGAAACAGCAAAGAGCUUUAAAAACUAUACAGCUGACAGUAGCAAGUUGACGGACCCAGUAGAAAUUAAUUUCAUAACUCUUACAAUUGAAAACUAUUUGCAGUUUUUGGUGCAAGAGAAAGAACUUGGUGCAAUGCUCGUCGAUAUUGUCAAUGUGGUAAUGAAGUUACCUAAAGAGAUGCUGAAAAUUGCUGAAGUUAAUUAUCUCGCAUGCACAAGACUGGUAAAAGCUAUUGAAACAAUAACUGAAUUUACACCGUCUAUACAAUCACACCAAAAAAAUAUGGCUUUGGAAGAGUUUAGAGUGAAACGUGAAAGUUUUACUGGUUUGACGUGCACCUGGUACAGCAGUAAUGUAUUAGCCAGUGAUUCAGAUAUCAGGCUUUUACAUUGUGCUACAAAUAACAAGACGGCGCUCAUCAAUACCAAGGAUAAGGUUGUUGAAGCCUCUAUUCAACUACCUGCAUCAUUGCUACGGAAUUUGGAUGGUGUUACAGUGGCUCACCAGCUCAUGGUUUCUAUGUACAGUGACAAUAGAUUAUUCCCCAUUGUUACGGGAAAUCAUAAAAUGGAUAUUUCGUCCUGUGUUAUUGGCAGCAAACUAAUUGGUGUACAAGUAGCUAACUUGACAGAGCCAGUAUAUGUAACGUUGAAAGCACCACAAUACCAUUAUUCUGGAAGUAGGCCCCGACCAGUAGUAUGGGAUUUUGGAGAUCCCAGAGGGUGGACUAGCGAUGGGUGUUAUUUAUCACAGUUGGUGAAUAAUCUCAUAGUAUUCCAUUGUGACCGACUUGGUUAUUACGGACUGCUGCAAGACUCUAGUUUCCUGAAGGACAAUGAGCGCAUGGCAAGGGCAAAAUUCAAAUUUUCUCACCCAGCAAUUUAUGUAGGAAGUUUUAUUGCCAUAAUAUGUUUGGCGUGUGCAUCUGUCACUUAUUUAAUUUGCCACACAUCGAUUAUGAUGCCGAAAAAAGUUAAACACUGUCUGGUCAACACCUGGGUAUCAAUAGCUCUUCUCUGCUUCUUGUAUACGGCAGGAAUUCAACAGACGGAAAACAUCUAUGUUUGCCAGAGUAUUGGAUUAACUCUGCAUUAUUUAUCCUUGUGUGGUUUACUCUGGAUGUCUGUUUCUGCCAGCAAUAUGUACAAACGAUUAUCCAAGUCCGAUUUGGAUGUUGUGGCGGAUGACGAACUGCAGGAUCAGCCGAUUCAGAAACCAUUGCUUGGAUUAUACUUGGUUGGAUGGGGAAUUGCUCUCAUUAUCUGUGGAAUCUCGGGAGCUAUAAAUCUUCGAGAAUACGCAAGUUAUACUCAUUGCUUUUUAACUUCCGGUCCUGCUCUUGCAGCAUUGUUUGUGCCUGCAGUAAUCUUGGUCGUUUAUUUAAUAAUACUCUAUUUAUUGAUACGAUGUGCAAUUAGAAAUAUUGAUCAGAACGCACAACUCUCUGAGGGCACUCAGGCUACAGAAAAUAUGGAUUUGGAAUUACUUGAACCAAAUGUUAAUGCAACAAAUGAUAGAAAUAGUAUGCAAAGUGCACAAACUGCGUCUUCCGAAGUUGAAGAUUUAGAGCACUCCCAAAUAACACAGCUCAAAGGACAAAUGAUAGUAUUAAUUUUAUAUCUAAUCACGUGGGUCUCUGGAGCUUCUGCCGUAGCAAAGCCUUUGAUUCCAUAUAUCGCUCACGAGGCAGCUAUAUUCAGCAUUAUAUAUACGAUUUCAUCGAGCAGUUUGGGAUUAUUUAUUCUCUUUUUCUAUGGCAUAGCUCGAAGCGAUGUACGUUUUCAAUGGUUACGUAUGCGUUGCUGGCUCAAAAAAAGAAAAAAUAGAUGUUGUAGGACUAGAAGUGUAUCAGACACCAAUCCCGUAGUCCCCUCACAACCACUCGUUCAGAGUUUAGCACCAGUUUCAAUUUCUCAAGCUACCCAAGUAAUGUCAGAUACCAAUUCGAAUAAUUCGUCAAGGCAUACGAAUAAAUCUCGUAAUUCGAACUUGACAAAAGCCGUUGAUCUCAACGCUAUGGACGCAACGACCGCUGCCAAAAUAGCUAACGUUAACCUGGUUGUCCUACACCGGCAGCAAUACAGGUCCAAUAAUUCCGUAACUACAUACACAGAACCUACUCUUGCGUCAGUGGAAAUGUUCUACAAUCCACAUCAGAGUGGCGUGGCUAGAAAAUUUUUCAAAAAGCAGAGGAGGCAUACCAAAAAUAGUAAUUUGGGCCCUCGAAAACAAGGCGAUGGCGGAGCUACUAGCGACGGUGGCAGUUGUAUCUCUUUACCAAGACCUGCUAGACUGGAAUCAAACAUUGAAAAAAGUAUAUUCAGUACAAGUGCUAAAGUAAACAAUACCAAUAUCCACGUUGAGUUAAAUCCUGUAAAUGGCAUUAAAAAUGUGAACAUUUUGUCUGAUAGUGGAGGCAGUAUUUCUGAAGAGCGCAACAUUCCAAUGCGCUUUGUAAUUGGGCAAGAAAAUUUGAUUCGAAAUGCAAAGAAAAUGAACAAUGAUGGUCAAAACAGGGAAUUGGAUAGUUGUACAAUUUCACCAAGAAACACUCCCCAACAUAAACAACAGUACACUAAUACUAGCUUGAAUAAUUCAGAUGGCGAGAGUAAAGUUGAAAUGGAAAAACAUCUCAGAAACGUCUCACAACAAUGCAGUUUAGAAUAUAGUUCUGAAAUUGAGUCGACACAAAUGACUAGUGAGAGAAGUGAUCAUAAUCUUCCUGAAAUCGGUGAAACGCUAGAGCAAUCUGACAAAAACUUUCAGUGUUCAAGUGCGAAUGAAAUGAGUGACUUAGACGAACAACAAACAAACUCACGUUUCGAAUUGCCAAAAAAAUUAAAUUGCUCCAACAGCUUAUAUUGCUUGCCAAUAGAUCAUCUGAUAGAGGCAAGAAACUAUCAUCGCUCUUUAAAUGAUGUUACGUCUGUAACCAGUUCUAGGCAGUGUGGUAACGAAUAUUCUAGACCUUCAAUGAUGGAUUUACAAAGCAUAACAAGUUCCCACUUGUAUGACCAAGUUCAUAACUCACAGCAAAUGAUUAGCCGAUCCCAGCAAUCGCUCAUUGAAGUAAAUAGCUUAAAUAGUGAGAAUACGUAUACACAAGUACAGGAUGUGCCAACCUACGCUACUUCCUUAUUAGAUAUCAGCAAUGAUCAUGAUUUUAGAUCUCUGGGACAUUUACAGAUUCAGAAUGUGAACGGUGGCAGUAGUUUUAGUACAUCGCCAAAUAAAAUGGAAGAAUAUCUGAGCAAGGAAUUCAAUUCUCUUAAUGAUCUAACGUUUAUCGACAAUUCCCUGUUCUCUGAUAAUGUUUUUCGAUCUUCAGAAGCUGAGGAUAGUGAAAAAGUUGAUGAGAGAGAGGAAAAUUUUAAUGUUGGACAAGCAUUUGUCGACCUGAAUACCGAUGACGAAAUAUACUCUGAAAGUUCUCCUUAUUCCGAUACUGUUAAAAAAGAAACGAGCGUGUGAGUCUCAAUUAAGAUUUAAAAUUUAUCUUUGCGGUCACAUAAUUAUUGGAAACCAUCUAGUGCAGGAAGUAGAAAACGUGAUAAUCAUUACCUUUGAUAUUACGUGAUAUCAAACAUAUUAUUAGGUAGUAAAAUAUAUUUUGAGCCAUUUCAAAUAUUAAUGUGCCUCAAUUAUAUGUGGAAUUAAGAAAAUGGUUCCGUUAAUUAUGUUCAUUGCCAUCUAUCAGGUAUAAAUUUUAUCAAACCUUAAAUUACUUGGAAUCAAGAAAUUUAUUAGGAGUGUUUUGAAUAGCUCAGUUCAAUGGGUUUUGAAUCAACAGAUCAACAAAAAGUAUGCAUACUUUUAAAUUAAUACUCGAUAUAGACAGAUUCUUUGUACAGCUGUUAAUAAAUCAUUUUUCAGGCAUAGAUUUCCUGCACUGACAUCCACAUUUUACAAACAAAAAUCGAAAUACGUACCUUAUUAUAAUAUUCUCCGAAGAAUCUUCCAAUAAUGUGCCAAUAAUUCGGUAACAAGUCGAUUAUGUGAUUCUAUAAUUGAAAAUCAAAUUAUCAUUCAUCAAAACUACAACUUAUGGAAUCACAUCCGCUUAUUCUUAUUACGUACCAUGUGCUAACUGCUCUGCCCAUUUAUAUUAGGUUUUUGUUUUUAUUAUUGAUGAGUAUUCCACUCAUAUGUAUUUAUUCAAGUGAUCUGACGUUGUAAAUAACAAAAAAUUAUUCUGACCCUAUUGGUUAUUAUUUUAUCAUUUUCUAGUGCCCUUAUCAUGACAUGAUAUUUAUAGUCAAUAAAACGUAUUAAUAUGUAAUUGAUCGACACAGAUAACGCCAUUUUAAUGUAAACUUUGUUGUACCAAAUUAAUACUUUCAGAAAAGACGUGACUAAGUUUAUUUUGAAUUGCCAAAAUAUAGGCAGCGUUACUUGCAGGACUGUAUCAAAUGAUCUCAAAACGUUACGUUUCUCUAUUUGAAUUUCUAAUCAAUUAGAAAUACAAACAAUUUCGACUUAUUUUUGAAAUAUAAAUGACAGUGCGAUUUCUCCAUAAAACAGAGUUGAACGUUGGCACGUUCGUUAUUCAUAAUUCAAAGUUAAAUUUAUGUACAUGUAAAUGGAAUACAAUGACUUGUUUUUCUAUAGAAAAAACAUACUCAAAUUAUGUAAAAGCUUACACUAUAAUUAUAUGAUCCUACAUAUCCUGCUUUUAGUGACAUUAGUUGCAGAUUAUAUUGUAAAUAAUUUGUACUUUUCAAAUAAAUGAAUUUACCUUAACUGUAAAUAGAGACUCGAGUGAUUCUAGAUAAAUUAGUAUCAUUGAAUAUCAGUAACCAUUUUAUAUCAAAAUUACAUUACCUACGGUGUAAUUUUUCGACUACAAUUCAUAGAGGUGUCAACAGAUCUGGAUUAGAAAUAGGUUUCUAAGUGUCCUCGAAUAUACUUUGUACAUUCAUCUAUCUGCUUAGUGAUUCACUUAGUUUACUUAUAUCAAAUGUUGUUUGAACAAUUUCAUGUAAUAGGUAGUCUCAAUAAGUUCAUCGCUGCUUUCAAUCAUUUAUCAGACAUACAAUAGAGAAAUGCUAGACAAUGGGCAUCACGUGUCAACAGUUGAACUGAAUUUUAACUUGACCAAGUUGUGUGACAUUAAACUUUUAUCAUGUUACGUAAAUUGUUUUAUGAAUACCACUUGAUGUUCAAGGUGCUCCUGGUCAGUAAAUAUAUUUUGCACUAUUUUACAUGAUAAGCUAGAUGGGUUCUAUUAUGCUCAGUGUUCGCUACUAUCCAGUCCUCUUCUAACUCAUGAACAGUUGAAGAGUGCUGAGCUUAGCAAUAGUAAUAUUCUAGGUAUACCAUCAAUAAGAUAUACAAGUUCAAAUAACUUAAUUAAAGAUGCACAUUGUUGACUUUGUUGGGCUUCAAUGAUAGCAUUGCUCAAGUUAUAAAUAGCCAGUGGUUCUCAGUUUUGAAUAAAAUAAUUCACGAUGCAAUAUUAUCGAGUUUCAUGGUUCUAUGUAGUAGUAAUUUUAUAUUUAACAAAAUUAACGAAACAAGAUGAACC
Athalia rosae (coleseed sawfly) is the source of this 7061-nucleotide messenger RNA. RefSeq names its product adhesion G protein-coupled receptor A3 (gene Remo). Gene Ontology annotation, biological process: G protein-coupled receptor signaling pathway; cell surface receptor signaling pathway. The coding region runs from base 188 to 5008 and encodes 1606 amino acids. The transcript has 13 exons. Gene Ontology annotation, molecular function: G protein-coupled receptor activity; protein binding. NCBI's taxonomy places the organism in Eukaryota, Metazoa, Arthropoda, Insecta, Hymenoptera, Athaliidae. The record is from RefSeq and is a predicted model, not a curated record. Gene Ontology annotation, cellular component: plasma membrane.